Messenger RNA from Amphimedon queenslandica, 1164 nucleotides. RefSeq names its product neurotrypsin-like. The transcript has 7 exons. NCBI's taxonomy places the organism in Eukaryota, Metazoa, Porifera, Demospongiae, Haplosclerida, Niphatidae. The record is from RefSeq and is a predicted model, not a curated record. Gene Ontology annotation, cellular component: membrane. The coding region runs from base 145 to 1146 and encodes 333 amino acids.
GAAGUUUGCUACAAUGGUUCAUGGGUUACUAUCUGUUCUCAUAGCUGGACAGCAAAAGAAGCUGCUGUGAUAUGUUCUCAAUUAGGAUAUUCUCAUUAUGGUGCUAUUGCAGUAUCAAAUGCCUUCAUCAACUAUGAGUGGCCAAUGGGUAUAUACAACCUAAGCUGUACUGGUAAUGAAACCUCAUUGUGGGAAUGUCAAUUUACUACUACUUACAAUGGAAGAUAUUGUGGCCAAAGCAAUGAUGCCUCAGUCUUUUGCAUGUCAAAUACUACCCAGUAUAGCAACUGCACCGAUGGUGAUGUGAGAUUAAUUGGAGGGAGCACAAGUAAUGAAGGGAAUGUACAGAUAUGCUAUAAGAACACUUGGGGGUCAGUCUGUGAUGAUUCAUGGGGCACUGCUGAUAGUAAUGUUGUUUGUCGUCAACUAGGACUGCAACCUUAUGGAUCUAGUGCUUACUACAGUAAUAGAUAUGUUGUGCAUAGCCCUUUUGUCUAUGGACUUUUUUAUUGUUCUGGUAUUGAAAAGACUCUAUUACACUGUCCCAAAUCAUCUUCUAACUAUCUAUUAAGCUGUCAAAACUAUGAAAUAGCAGGGGCACAAUGUAUAGGUACAUGCACUGAUGGUAGGGUUCGGAUAAGAGGCACUUACAAUACUCAUAUUGGACGUGUUGAAGUGUGUGUUAAUGGAACUUGGGUUACUGUCUGUGAUGAGAAUUGGGAUGAUAAUGAUGCAGCAGUUAUCUGUCAUCAAUUUGGCCAUUCAGCAUAUGGAGCAAUGGCAGCUUAUGGUAGUAUUAUAUCAGACUCUUAUCCCACAAGAGUCUAUGGUGUCAACUGCACUGGAAGUGAAAGAGAAUUAUUUGAUUGUCCUGUACAUUUGCUACCCCCGGGUUCAUCAUAUUCUAGUUGCUCUCAGAAUGAUGCUGGUGUCAUUUGCCAAGGCUCACAGACUAUGUACUCCAACUGUACAAAUGGUGAUGUAAGACUGAGAGAUGGUGCAACAUUGAAUCAAGGAAGAGUUGAAAUAUGUGUUAACAAUGCCUGGGGCACUGUGUGUGAUGAUGGUUGGGGUGAACUGAAUGGUAAUGUUGUGUGUAUGCAAUUAGGAUAUCAACAAGUUGGUAAGAGGCCUGACCAAUAUUGAUUUGGAAUUGAAAUAUUC